UUUGUUUGUUUGGUGAACAAUGAAAUUAAGGCUUAUACGAAACUUGUGUAUCAUUUUAAUGUGUACUGUGUUUACACUUUACAUUAUUAUGCAAUAUUAUGCUGAAACAAAAGAGAAAAAUUUAUUAGCAUUACAAUAUUCCAUAAUUGAUUUUCGUGAUAAAGCACAAAGUAAAGUAUCCAUGCCAUGGCUUACUGAGAUGAUUAUAUCUACUAAUAGUUCACAAUGGCCGGCGGAGAAACAAAAAUCACAUUCUCUGGAUGUUCCUUUUCAAAAAUCUCAUAGUCAAUUAAAGAAAUCAAUGAUUUCAGGGCAGAGUAAACCUUUAACAACUAUUGAAACAUUUCAAGCUCCAGUAUGUUUAAAAACUGACAAUCAUUAUUCUGUGAAUACAACAUAUCAAAUGAAUAAUAUUUAUCAUGAAUUAGCAUUUGAUGAUAAACCUGGCGGUGUAUGGACUCAAGGAUUUCCAAUUGAAUAUAAAAUGGAUCAAUGGAAAGAAGAUGAACCAUUGGAAGUUUUCAUUGUACCAUUUUCACAUCAAGAUCCAGGUUGGAUUAAAACCUUGGAAGGAUAUUUUACUACUGAAACAAAACCUAUUUUGGAUGCAACAUUAACUAUAUUAAAUGAAAAAGAUGAAGCUAGAUUUGUUUAUUCUGAAGUGUCAUUUUUAAAUUUAUGGAUCAAUACAUUAUCCGCCGAACAAAAACAAUCUUUUAAAAAACUAUUACAGAAUGGACAUUGGGAAAUUGUUUCAGGUGGUUGGGUUAUGCCAGAUGAAGCAGUGACACAUUAUUAUUCAAUUAUUGAUCAAUUCAUUGAAGGUCAUCAUUGGUUAUUAGAACAUUUCGAUUAUCGACCUAAUGUCACAUGGUCGGUUGAUGCAUUUGGUCAAAGUUCAACAAUGCCAUAUUUAGUGAAAAAAUUUGGUUUCUCUGAAAUGAUUAUUAAUCGUGUACAUUAUGAAGUGAAAAAAUAUCUUGCUAGUCGUAAAUCUCUUGAAUUUAUAUGGCGUCAACCAUGGGAUAGUGCUGGUUCUCAUCCCAUAUUAGCACAUAUGUUCCCAUUCUUUUCAUAUGAUAUUCCACAUACAUGUGGCCCAGAGCCUGCUAUAUGUUGUCAAUUUGAUUUUAUUCGCACCGAGAAAUACAAUUGUCCAUGGCGUAAACCACCAGUUAUUAUAGAUGAUUCAAAUGUUGCUGUUCGAGCUAAUAUGUUAGCUGAUCAAUAUAGGAAAAAAGCGACAUUAUAUAAUAAUCAUGGCUUAGUAUUAAUCCCAUUAGGUGAUGAUUUUCGUUAUCAAUCAGUACAUGAAUGGAAUGUCCAAUUGAAUAAUUAUAAUAAAUUAAUUCAAUAUAUUAAUUCAAAUACGGAUUAUAGAAUGAAAAUACGUUUCUCUACAUUGUCAGAUUAUUUUCAUGCAUUAAUUGAACGAGUUAAUAAAAUGAAUUCAACACUAUCUACAUUAUUUCCAUCGUUGACUGGUGAUUUUGUAACUUAUGCUGAUCGACAACAUGAUUAUUGGAGUGGAUAUUAUAAUUCACGUCCUUAUGGGAAAUUUUUAUCACGUCUGUUAGAAUCAGAAUUAAGAACAGCUGAAAUACUGUAUAGUUAUGCUAGACAAAGUAUUGGUCGUAUACAAAGUGUUACACAAUUAUUACCAUUAUUUAUAAAUCUUUAUCAAAAUCUUACAACAGUUCGACGUAAUCUUGGUUUAUUUCAACAUCAUGAUGCAAUAACUGGUACAGCACGACCGGAAGUAAUGCUUGACUAUUCAGAAAAACUAUUAAAGGCUGUUGAUGCAGCUAGAAAAGUUAUUACAAUUUCUAGUGCUUAUUUAUUAUUAUUUCCAAGUAUGUCAAAAUUUGAUACAGAUUUAUCAAAUCGACGACGAUUACCUGUGUCGAGUGAAUUGAAAGAAAUAUUAACCCAAUUAAAUGAUCAAUAUGAGGGAAGAAGCAUCAAUGGCAAUGCACCAUAUAGUUUCUCAUCUCUGGAAGAUAAUUUACACAAUUAUCAAUAUUCUGAACCAAUUCUAAUUGAUUUCUUUGAGAAUAAUAUGAAUAAGGAAUCGGAUGUUGAAAAUACACGUCGUAUAUACAUUUUUAAUCCAUCCACUCGUAAACAGUCAAAAAUUAUCACAUUAUAUGUUAAAGGUCAUUGGGAACAUUUUCAAGCAAAACAAUUAAUUUCCAAUACAAUAACUCAUCCAAUUAAUAUACAAUUACAGCAUAGUUAUACAACAACAACACCUAAUAAUAACAAUGUAUAUCAACAGCAACAACCACAACAACAUCAAACCACAAAUCAAUUAUUUAGCAUGUUACAUUUAAGUCCAAUUCAAUUGAAUCCAUUAUCGUUUACAUGUUUGGAAUUGACAUUAACAUCGAAGCCACCACCAGCAGUAUCCAUAGCGACAACAUUAUCAUCUAAUGUUGUACAAGUGGAACCACAAUUUAUACCACUUAUAAAUGAUCAAGGCAUGUCACUACAGAAUGAUGAAACAAACUUUUUCAUAGAAAAUGAUUAUAUUCAAUUGGAAUUCGAUGCUAAAACUGGUUAUCUACAAAAAAUGUUUGAUAAAUUCACUAAACGAUCAAUGAUUAUGAAAAUCAAUUUCAUGCAACAUGGAAGUUUACCAGGCGACUCACAUAGUGGUGCUUAUUUAUUUAUUCCGGAUAAAUUAGGUCAACCUUUAUCAAAUCCAAAAUCAUAUAGUUACAUUAAAGGUAAUUUAGUGGAUGAAGUAACAAUCUAUACACAAUAUGUUAUACAUAAAGUUCGUUUAUAUAAAUCAUCUGGUUUACAAUCACAAUUUAUUGAAAUUGAGAAUAUUGUCAAUAUAAAACUUGAUCAAUCAAUUGAUAUUGAUUUAUUUAUGACAAUACAAACGAAUCUAUCUAAUCCAGAUCGUCUAAUGUAUACUGAUUCGAAUUGUUUUCAAUUUAUUCAAAGAAAAUAUCAUGAUAAAAUACCUUUACAAGGUAAUGUUUAUCCAAUUGCCUGUGGUGCUUAUAUAGAACAAGAAAUCAAUACCGAUCAUCAUCAACAACAAACUGGAAUGAAACAAUUUCAUCGACUCAAUCUAUUCACUUCACAUCCAACAGGUGUAGUGAAUCCACAAAUUGGUCAAAUCAAUGUAUGGAUUGAUCGUCGAUCAUCACGUGAUGAUUCACGUGGUGUUCAAUCAAAUUUAGCUGGUGAAUGGAUAGUACAAUCACGAUUACAUUUAUUUGCUGAGAUAAUUUCGGUUGAGAAAACUGAGAAAACGAUUAAUCCAAGUUUAACUGUAUUUUCACAACAAAUUUUACAUGAUCUAUUACGACCAAUACAUAAAUUUUAUGUGAAUCAACCAAAUUUAAAUAAUUUACUUGUCAAUGAAUAUAAUCUACUGCCGAAAUCAUCAUCUGGUCUACCAUGUGAUUAUGAAUUAGUCACAAUGAAAACAUUUCAUAAUGGGAAAUUACCAAUAGAAUUUCAUGCUGCACCAAAUACUCAAGUUGGUGUAAUUUUUCGACGUUAUUUAUCAAUGUGUCAUGCACAAAAUUUGCCAAAAAUUGAUUUCUACACAGAAUGUUUCAAUAAUCAACCUAAUGAACAAGAUGGAGGACUUAAUAUACAAGAAUUAUUUGGUUCGAUUCAAUUAACACAUGCAUUACAAACAAAUUUAACAAUGAUUCCAUUGCCAGAUGACGGCACUUCAUCAAACACCAAUCACAGGUUACAAUCAAAUAAAAUGAAUCGUAUUCAUGUUAAUCCAAUGGAAAUUGAAGCGUACUAUCUUGUUGAAUAAUAAUAAUAAUAAUAAUAA
This is a messenger RNA of Schistosoma turkestanicum, 3811 nucleotides long. NCBI's taxonomy places the organism in Eukaryota, Metazoa, Platyhelminthes, Trematoda, Strigeidida, Schistosomatidae. The record is from the annotation of a GenBank genome assembly.